Messenger RNA from Schistosoma margrebowiei, 2495 nucleotides. The record is from the annotation of a GenBank genome assembly. Lineage: Eukaryota; Metazoa; Platyhelminthes; Trematoda; Strigeidida; Schistosomatidae.
CCGCCUUGAGGCGAACUCAUUAGGGUCGCUGAAACGAAAGAGGGGCAAUUUCAAUUGCAAGCUAGCUAAUGCUCUUGAGAAGAGCUAGUUCUGGUUCUCCUCUGUUUCCAUCGUGCGAAUCGCGCACCUUUAUUCAAAAUAUUGGUAUGCAAACGUAGUUACGGCCUGUUCACAGGUCUCUUGGUGACAGAAGACCCGAAAACGCCCUCCAAGGAGGAUUUAAUUAAUCAAGAUGGGCAUCAAGAACAUUUGUAAAUUAGCUGGAAAGUCGGGAAAAAUGAUCGAGCAUUAUAGUAAAUUUACUCCGGUUUCUUUGAGUUUGAAAAACCUUUUAUCAUUUGGUGAGACUGCGCCAGCCUCUAAGUCCUUCGAUUUUCUGAAAUAUGAACUCCCAGUCCGACUAGGGAACAUUAUGCAGGAGAUCCAUCUCCUGCCCGAUAUCCUAAAAAAGUCAAGAUCUGUUCAACAGAUAUGUUUAUUGUAUGAGGAGACAUUCAAUAGCCUUAUCAAGUAUGAAGAAUGCUCGACAAAAUCGCCUUCUACUUUAUCCAGAUUUACAGAUGAUAUUGACCUUAUCUUACAGAAGCAUUCAGGCGUAGUUGAAAUAAUGGCAUUGGGUAUCAAAGAAAUCCAAAGUAAUGAAUCGUGGUCUGAGUCACAAGAGUUGCAGCUACAGUAUUUUCUGGAUCGGUUUUACGUGAGUAGAAUCGGUAUCCGAACUUUACUUAAUCAGCAUUUCAAGCUAUAUGGACCCACAUUCUGCAACGUACAAUCUCACGUUGGGGGUAUCGAUCCAGAUUGUAGCCCAGUUCAAAUCGCAGUAAAUGCAUACAAUUAUUCCAGACCACUGUGUAUUCAGGCGUAUGGUCGUGCUCCGGGGUGUGACAUUGAAAUCCACGAUUGUGUAAAUAAAGAGCGUGCAUCUGGUAGUUUCAACAAAAUUGAUUUGUGUGUGGAUGCAGCUGGUCAUGCGUCGACCAAAUCUUAUCUUUUGGACAACCAAAGGAACUGUGCAGAUUUGUCUGUGAAGGGGAAAGACAUAACAUUUUGUUAUAUACCUGGUCAUUUGUUUUAUAUAUUGUAUGAAUUGUUGAAAAAUUCAAUGAGAGCUGUUACUGAGAAUCAUAAUAAUGAUGCUCACUUGCCAAGAAUACACAUUCUUAUAUGCAACGGACCUGAAGAUAUCGUUAUUAAGAUUACAGAUUUUGGUGGAGGAAUGGCUUUAAAUAUGGUCGAAAAAACGUUUCGAUACAAUUAUACAACAGCUGUUCAUUCUGCAAAUCUACAUCCUACUGUACUAAAUUUUGAGAAUAACUAUUCAACAAUUCAAUCAGCCAAUCAGGUUACAGUAAAUGAUCGAAUGACAUGUGAAGUUGAACCAGAACGUAAUGCCUGUUUAUCUAUUGCUGGAAGAGGACAUGGUUUACCAUUAAGUAGACUAUAUGCUAGAUAUUUAGGUGGUAAUUUAAAAUUGCAUUCUAUUGAAGGUGUCGGUACAUCAGUAUUGAUUUACUUAAAAAGACAGUCACAAGAUGCUUAUGAAUUGAUUCCACUGUUCAAUCACACAUCAAAAUCUUUUUAUGAAAAUAGUAUGCAACAACGUGAUUGGGUUUCUAAUUCUCAGAGAACUUUACUUGAACCAUCUACAACACCUUAAUGAUGGGUCAUCCUUUUCUUGAUCAUCUUGUUUUUGUUACUUAUCUACUUUCUUAUUCCUUUUUUGAAAGACAGUCUAUCUUGCCAUUUUCAAAAUAAUAUCAAUCAAUUAAAUGGUGUCUUUCACAUAUUGUAUUUUAUUGUUAUCAUGUAUAUGCCCUUAUCUGUGUAUGCAUUUACUGAAAAUUGCAAAACAGAAUGGAAAAAAAUGAAAGGAAACAAAACGAUACCAAGAAAUUAACCCUCUUUACUGCCUGUGUUUUUAAUGCAUUCUUUUUGUUUGUGUAUAUUGUUUAUCCUUUGUUUACUUUUUGUCUUUUAAUGCUCUGACUGAUUGUAUUUGGAUGGUCAAAUAAGAAUAAUAAUGUAUACAUGAUUUUUCGUAUGGUCCAUUCCAUACAAUAGAAUUUUUUGUCUUCACCUAUGAAACUCGGUUUAAUAAGCCAUUCCUCAUGUUGCAACUGAACUAUGGUUGGAAGGUGUACAUUUAGUCACCACCACUACGUUUUGUACAUCACCUAAGGGUUUAUUUAAUUCGAUCAUAUAAUGAACCAUCUGUACUGUUAACAAUAAUGAAACCAUAAAUAAGCAUCAUUCUGUUGUACAACUAUAAAUAAUUUCUUAUUGUAAGCUACCUUUUCAUCGCACAAACUGCACUUCUUGGUAAGAAUAUUUACCAUAAGAUUUUGUCGAAAGACGUAACGAUUGGUAGACAUUGAUAAUGAUUGUUUUAGAUCGUAGUUCUUUACAACGAUUCAAAAAUCAUAUUUUGCCCGAGUUUUCCACAUUUUUAAAACGAAGGAUAAAUAAACUUUCAUUUGUUGACAACAAGUAUAGUU